Molecule: messenger RNA, 882 nt
Organism: Clunio marinus
Lineage: Eukaryota; Metazoa; Arthropoda; Insecta; Diptera; Chironomidae
Source: the annotation of a GenBank genome assembly
AUGGCAAAUCGAACACUAAAGGAUGCUAAAAAUAUACACGGAACAAAUCCGCAAUAUUUAAUUGAGAAAAUCAUAAGAUCGAGAAUUUAUGACAGUCAAUUUUGGAAGGAAAGCUGUUUCGCUUUAACCGCUGAAUUGAUGGUUGAUAAAGCAAUGGAAUUAAGAUUUAUUGGUGGUGUUUAUGGUGGCAACAUUAAACCGACACCUUUUAUUUGUUUAGUGUUAAAAUUUCUUCAAAUUCAACCGGAAAAAGAUAUCGUCAUUGAGUUCAUUAAAAAUGAGGAGUUCAAAUAUGUUCGAGCUCUUGGAGCUUUUUAUCUCCGUCUCACAGCAUCAGCAGUUGACUGUUACAAAUAUUUAGAGCCACUGUACAAUGACUACCGUAAGAUUCGUCGACAGAACAGAGCAGGCCAAUUUGAAGUCGUUCACAUGGAUGAGUUUAUUGACGAUUUACUUCGAGAAGAGCGAGUUUGCGAUGUUAUUCUUCCUCGCUUACAGAAAAGAAAUGUAUUGGAAGAGAAUGGAGAUUUAGACCCGAAAGUAUCUUUAUUAGACGAUGAUCUUGAUCAAGACAUUGACAUGAGUUCAGAAGAUGAUGAGCCAAAGAAGAAAAUGGACAUCGACGAUGACAAACGAAUCAAAUAUGCAAACAAAUCUGAUAGUUAUCGUCGUCGAAGUAGAUCAAAUUCCCAUGACAAAUACAAGAAAUCGAAAGAUAAACAUCGAAGAGAUCGUUCAUCGGAAAGAGACAGAAAACAUCGCGAGGAUCGACGAGAGAAGCGAAGAUCUCCUGAACGUCGCAGAUCGCCAGAAAGAGCUCGUUAUGAUGAUCGACAAUACCGACGUGACAGAAGCUACGAGAGAGAUCGUCGACGAUAUUAA